Messenger RNA from Heterobasidion irregulare TC 32-1, 414 nucleotides. RefSeq lists its product as uncharacterized. The record is from RefSeq and is a predicted model, not a curated record. The transcript has 3 exons. Lineage: Eukaryota; Fungi; Basidiomycota; Agaricomycetes; Russulales; Bondarzewiaceae. The annotation marks the transcript as partial.
AUGUCUGAGCAAGAGCUUGCAGCGGCUCGUGCUGCUGAUACAGAAUUCCUCGUGCGGCGGUCGAUGACCAAAGGCUAUCAACUAUUAUCUAUCUUGACCCCGCCGUUGUACACUGCGUUCACUCUUUUUCGGCGAGGCAGAGGGCACAUUACCGUCAAUCGUCUCCUCAGGGCCACCUGGUUAGGUGGUGCAGUUGGUGUCGCCGGCGGCGGCGCGUUUGAAUACGUGAGAUCUGCGAACUCAAGUAUUGAGACCGUCAGAAAUCGCAGAAUACGAGCCUUAUACAACGUGCGUCUCCGUCAUAUCCUUUCUACUUCCUCCUUGCGCGCAGAUGACCACGCUACUAUCGGGGCCCUUCUCUUUGCGGUUGUUACCCCUGCACUUUUCUGGAAACGUGCAACAUCUUUCAACUGU